Anneissia japonica is the source of this 7709-nucleotide messenger RNA. RefSeq lists its product as uncharacterized. Gene Ontology annotation, biological process: regulation of apoptotic process. The record is from RefSeq and is a predicted model, not a curated record. Lineage: Eukaryota; Metazoa; Echinodermata; Crinoidea; Comatulida; Comatulidae. The coding region runs from base 260 to 6205 and encodes 1981 amino acids. Gene Ontology annotation, molecular function: protein binding. The transcript has 8 exons.
CAACAAACCCGGAAACCGAAAUGAGCUUUCGUUUAAAGAUAUUCUUCUGGAAGACAUACCAGUCAAGCAUUAAACUACAGAUGAUUAAGAUGUAUUAAAUGCUACAGCUCGGAAGUGGAGGUGGGCUAUUAAAGCAGAGUUUGUUGGGGGGGGGGCUGUGUUCGUAAGUCAACGAAACCAAUUAGUGUGAAAGUUUGUGGAACUUGACAGAUUGUGUAAAGUUUAUAAACUCACUGCAAGAAGUAUAAAAUCAGUAAAAAUGAAGAAAUCAGAGUUUUAUGAACUGCUGGUAAAACUUUCUACUGCAAUCAGCAAGAAAGAAAAGCAUGUAGAUAUGCUGAGUGUGCUGUACAGAGAUAUGGCAAAUAGAACAGAAUUGGAGGAAGCUGAAUCUGCAUUUGAUUUAUUCCAGUUACUAAUAGGACCAGGUAUUCUGAAACCAACAGACAUUUCAGUUUUGUUUGAAACAAUUCAAAUAACUGGAUUUAGAUAUUUAAAAGAGAUAAUUGAGCAGUAUGAGACAAAUCCAAAAGAAGUGAAGAUCACAAGAUUUUCAGCACAUCGUCAACAUGUUGUUGCACUUGGAAGAGGCUUUUCAGUUAAAGAUGUAAAAAAACUCAGUCAAUUGUACAGAGACAACCUUGUUUUCCCUAAUCAAUGGAAAUUGAUAGAAGAUCUUGAAACAGAUGUUUUAACAGAAGAAAAAAUGUCAACAUUUCUUCAAUGUUUGAAGGAAAAUGAAGUAAAUAAAGAUUUUAAUCAACUUCUUUUGGAACUCUCUGAGGCAAUAAGCAAGAAGGAUGAAAAGUAUGUGGACAUGUUAAGGGUUUUGUACACAGAUCAUGCGAUUAUUAAAACAGAGUUGGAAGAAGCUAAAUCUGCAUUUGAAUUAUUUCAAAUACUUAUAGUAGCAGACAUUUUGAAUCCAAAAGACAUUUCAGUUUUGUUUGAAACAAUUAAAUUAACUGGAUUGAGGUAUCUAAAGAAAAUAAUUGAGACGUAUGAGGCAUAUCCAGAUGAAGUGAAGAUCACUCGGUUUUCACAGCAUCGUCAACAUCUGGUAGCUCUUGGAAGAGACUUUUCAAUUAAAGGUCUCCAGACAGUUUGUCAAAUGUAUGAAAUUCCAGACAACAUCUCUACCAAUCCAUGGAAAGUAAUUACAUUUCUGGAAAAUGAGGGUAUCAUUUUAGAAGGCCACUUGUCUUCGCUUCUCAUGAAUUUAAAAACUGUUGGUAGUGGAGAAACAUCAACAAGACAAAUGUCAGACAAAGAUAUAUUUAUUAGAGAUUUCUUGACUAAAAGGCAGAAACAUUUGUAUCAGGAUGUGAACUGCAUGACACCAACAAUAUGGCAUGAGGAUCAUGAAGUAGAUAUUGGACAAGUAUUUACUGAACUCAUCUUGGUACAAUCUACAAAAAAAGACAGAAAAUCAAAAGCCAAGUCAUCAUCUAUGAAAUUGGAAGGUAGAUCCACAUCAUUAAAUGAGGUGUUAGAUGUUAUUAAAUCAACAGAAUCAUGUAAGGUAUUAAUUACAGGUAAAGGAGGGAUGGGUAAGACUACCCUUCUUCGAUAUAUUGCCUAUCAGUGGGCUACAGAUGGUGUAUAUAAUGCCUUUGCUGAUAAAUUACUGUUUCUGAUAAAUAUCAGAGACAUUAAAGCAAAUCAAACAUUUUUUGAGAUAAUUACAAAAAAAAUUGAUGUAAAAGCAUUAAUAUUUGAGCACAACUUGCCAUCUAAUUCAGUUGAAGCUUUUAUGUUCAUUCAUGCUGAUAAAAUAGUGAUUUUGUUAGAUGGAUAUGAUGAGUUAGGAAGAGAUGCUAAAGAUCCAAUAGAUCUAUUCGAAGGGAAUGAAUUAGGAAAAUGUACAGUGUUGAUGUCAUCUCGACCUGACACUAAAAACAUAGUUAAAUUGGUUAAAUUCUGUGAUGUACACAUUAUAGUUAAGGGAUUCGGUCCAAAAAACAUAAAGAAAUAUAUCCGUAAUCAUUUUCGAUCAAUCGGUAAAGAUGAAAUGGGGAUCUCACUAGUUACGAAGUUAAUAUCUGAUUAUUGUGAUAAGUCUGAUGAUGUAUUUUAUUAUGGUGAUGAUAAUUUUCUUCGCCGUCGUCAUCGUUAUUGUGGUCACCACCAAAAAACAGCAUUUGAAUUAUGCUCUUCUCCACUGUUAUUGCUUAAGAUUUGUAUCAUAUGGGAAGAUAAAAUGUGCCUACCAUCAGAUUUGUCAGAACUUUUCAAGGAAUUAUUUUGUGCCAUUUUAAAUCAAUUCCUAAACAAGGAUGGCACCGAAAAUGCUAUUUCCCAAUUUCACAGAAUUCCAAAGAAAUAUGCAGAUGCCAUUCAACUAUUAGGAGAGUGUAUGUAUAAAAGCCUAAAGGAAAAUAAACUAUCUAUUGAUGGAUAUGAUUUGUCAGAGAUAGCAAAAAAUAAAAAAGAGUGUAGCUUAGCACUGAAACUUGGAUUUGUUUAUCGAGAUAGCCUUGAUUCCAAAGGCGAUUUAAGGAAAAUUUACACAACCCCACAUAAAUUAAUUUCAGAGUCACUAGCAGGAUUUUACCUAUAUCAACAAAUACAAAAGGGGAGUUUAAAAACUGAUGAAUAUGAGGUAAUAAGGUUUAAUGAUUUCUUACACAUGACAAGAGUAUUUGCAAUUGGAUUUCUUGGUGCUAAUGCUUGUAAAUUGCUGAGACAUUGGUUGGUAGGUCAGAAUUAUUACCCUUAUCCAUUUAGUUGGAGGAUGUACUCACUUACAGCUGAUAAUCUAGAAAAGUUUGUUGAAUCAAUAGGUGAGAAUGAGACAUUGAAUUGGAAAAGGAUAGACAUGAGUAGGAUUAACCUAUCUUCAAUCAGUGGGAGAACAUUAGCUUGCCUUUGUAAGAUCUCUACACACCUGAUCCAUAUAGACAUAAGACAUUGUAGUUUAUCAGGUAGUAUUGUUAAUGAAAUGAUGGAGGAAUGUCGUAGAAUGAAUGUAGCGUUGAAAGACAACAUGCUUAGUUUGGAAGGUAAUAACCUUAAAGAUAUUGAUGGUAAAUCACUUGCUAAGUUAAUCAACAUAAUUAAUCACACUGAUGGUCCCUUUACAAUGAGAAGGAAAAUGAGUAGGAGUGAUUACUCUUAUCCCUUUCCAUGGAGUGUCUAUUCACUUACAGCUGAUAAUCUAGAAAAACUUGUUGAAUCAAUAGGUGAGAAUGAGACAUUGAAUUGGAAAAGGAUAGACAUGAGGGGGAUUAACCUAUCUUCAAUCAGUGGAAGAACAUUAGCUUGCCUUUGUAAGAUUUCUACACACCUGAUCCAUAUUGACAUGAGUCAUUGUAGUCUAUCAGGUAGUAUUAUUAAUGAAAUGAUGGAGGAAUGUCGUAGGGUGAAUGUAGCAUUGAAAGACAACAUGCUUAGUUUGGGAGGUAAUAAUCUUUCAGAUAUUGAUGUUAAAUCACUUGCUAAGUUAGUCAGCAUGUUUAAUCACACUGAUUAUCCCUUAACAAUAAGUAGGAGAAUGAGAAGGAGUGAUUACUCUUAUUCCUUUCCAUGGAGUGACUAUUCACUUACAGCUGAUAAUCUAGAAAAGUUUAUUGAAUCAAUAGGUGAGAAUGAGACAUUGAAUUUGAAGAGGAUAGACUUGAGUAGGAUUGACCUAUCUUCAAUCAGUGGGAGAACAUUAGCUUGCCUUUGUAACAUCUCUACACUCCUGAUCCAUAUUGACAUGAGUUGUUGUAAUUUAUCAGGUAGUAUUAUUAAUGAAAUGAUGGAGGAAUGUCAUAGAAUGAAUGUAGGGUUGAAAGACAACCUGCUUAGUUUGGGAGGUAAUAAUCUUUCAGAUAUUGAUGGUAAAUCACUUGCUAAGUUACUUGAGGUAAUUUAUGGUUUUACAUUUAAAUGGAGUGAUUACUCACUUACAGCAAAUAAUCUAGAAAAGCUGGUUGAAUCAAUAGGUGAGAAUAAAACAUUGAAUUUGAAAAGGAUAGACCUGAAUGGUAUUAACCUAUCUUCGAUUAGUGGGAGAACAUUAGCUUGCCUUUGUAAGAUCUCUACACACCUGAUCCAUAUUGACAUGAGAUAUUGUAGUUUAUCAGGUAGUAUUCUUAAUGAAAUGAUGGAAGAAUGUCGUAGGAUGAAUGUAGCCUUGAAAGACAACAUGCUUAGUUUGGCAGGUAAUAACCUUUCAAAUAUUGAUGUUAAAUCACUUGCUAAGUUAGUCAGCAUUUUUAAUCACACUGAUGGUCCCCUUAGAAUGAGAAGGAGAAUGAGGAGUGAUUACUCUUACCCCUUUCCAUGGAGUGACUAUUCACUUACAGCUGAUAAUCUAGAAAAGUUUGUUGAAUCAAUAGGUGAGAAUGAGACAUUGAAUUGGAAAAGGAUAGACAUGAGUAGGAUUAACCUAUCUUCAAUCAGUGGGAGAACAUUAGCUUGCCUUUGUAAGAUCUCUAAACACCUGAUCCAUAUUGACAUGAGACAUUGUAGCUUAUCAGGUAGUAUUAUUUUUAAAAUGAUAGAGGAAUGUUGUAGGUUGAAUGUAGCAUUGAAAAAAAACAUGCUUAGUUUGGAAGGUAAUAAUCUUUCAGAUAUUAAUGGUAAAUCACUUGCUAAGUUAGUCAGUGUAAUUAGUCACCCUGGUGAUCCCUUUAGAGAGAAUAAUUACUCUUACCGCUUAAGAGUGAGAAAUGACAUUGAUCCCCAUAGAUUGAGAGAUUUUUCUGAUCCACAGCCUGAUAUUACGUUUAAAUGGAGGGAUUACUCCCUUACAGCAAAUAAUCUAGAAAAGCUGGUUGAAUCAAUAGGUGAGAAUGAAACAUUGAAUCUGAAAAGGAUAGACCUGAAUGGUAUUAACCUAUCUUCGAUUAGUGGGAGAACAUUAGCUUGCCUUUGUAAGAUCUCUACACACCUGAUCCAUAUUGACAUGAGAUAUUGUAGUUUAUCAGGUAGUAUUCUUAAUGAAAUGAUGGAAGAAUGUUGUAGGAUGAAUGUAGCCUUGAAAGACAACAUGCUUAGUUUGGAAGGUAAUAACCUUUCAAAUAUUGAUGUUAAAUCACUUGCUAAGUUAGUCAGCAUUUUUAAUCACACUGAUGGUCCCCUUAGAAUGAGAAGGAGAAUGAGGAGUGAUUACUCUUAUCCCUUUCCAUGGAGUGACUAUUCACUUACAGCAAAUAAUCUAGAAAAGUUUGUUGAAUCAAUAGGUGAGAAUGAGACAUUGAAUUGGAAAAGGAUAGACAUGAGUAGGAUUAACCUAUCUUCAAUCAGGGGGAGAACAUUAGCUUGCCUUUGUAAGAUUUCUACACACCUUAUCCAUAUUGACAUGAGACAUUGUAGUUUAUCAGGUAGUAUUAUUAAUGAAAUGGUGGAGGAAUGUCGUAGGAUGAAUGUAGCCUUGAAAUACAACAUGCUUAGUUUGGGAGGUAAUAACCUCUCAGAUAUUGAUGUUAAAUCACUUGCUAAGUUAGUCAGCAUGUUUAAUCACACUGAUGGUUCCUUUAGAAGGAGAAUGAGGAGUGAUUACUCUUAUUCCUUUCCAUGGAGUGAAUACUCACUUACAGCUGAUAAUCUAGAAAAGUUUGUUGAAUCAAUAGGUGAGAAUAAGACAUUGAAUUGGAAAAGGAUAGACAUGAGUAGGAUUAACCUAUCAUCAAUCAGUGGGAGAACAUUAGCUUGCCUUUGUAAGAUCUCUACACACCUGAUCCAUAUUAACAUGAGUCAUUGUAGUUUAUCAGGUAGUAUUAUUAAUGAAAUGAUGGAGCAAUGUCAUAGGAAAAAUGUAGCGUUGAAAGACAAUAUGCUUAGUUUAGGAGGUAAUAACCUUUCAGAUAUUGAUGGUAAAUCACUUGCUAAGUUAGUCAGCAUGAAUAAUUAUACUGAUGGUCCCUUUAGAUGGAGUGAUUACUCACUCACAGCAAAUAAUCUAGAAAAGCUAGUUGAAUCAAUAGGUGAGAAUGAGACAUUGAAUUGGAAAAGGAUAGACAUGAGUGGGAUUAACCUAUCUUCAAUCAGUGGAAGAACAUUAGCUUGCCUUUGUAAGAUUUCUACACACCUAAUCCAUGUUGACAUGAGUCAUUGUACUUUAUCAGGUAGUAUUAUUAAUGAAAUGAUGGGGGAAUGUUGUAGGAUGAAUGUAGCGUUGAAAGACAACAUGCUUAGUUUGGUGGGUAAUGACCUUUCAGAUUUUGAUGAUAAAUUUUCUACUGAGUUAAUCAGGAUAAUGUUUCAGAUUGAGUAAUUAUUUGCUUACAAACAGUGAUGAUAAUAAAUGCUUAGUCUUGAGGGCAGUGACCUUUUAUAGAUAAUUAAUUACUAGUUAAUUUCAGGGGCGGAUCCAGGGUGCACCAGGGAAUUGGGCCCACCACCUCUCCCCCCCCCCAAAAAAAAAAAGUAAGAAAAAAAAAGAAGAGAAAGAGUGAAGUAUGUAUUCUAAAAUAAGCUACUUUUCAAUUACUUUUGUGCUAAUUGUAUUGGCACUCUUGUCAUUGUAUUGAAAGAAAUAAACCAAAAAUUGGUAUUUGUUUAAUCAACUUUGAAGUUGUUGAAGUUUAGUUUUAUCAUUUUUGUGUUUGGGACUCUUUUUCCAUGAAAAAAAGGGGACAUACAGUAUAUCUUUCAACACUGUUGCCAACCCCUAUUAAGGGGAUUGGACACUUUCUGAAUGUGCCAAAUGGUCAAAUAACCUUUAUACACACUUAAUUAUCCCUAUAGACACUUUUUUUUUCAUUUAUCACAACUACAGCAGUCUGAAAUAAGAAAAAAUCCUUCAACUUUAUAUUUGACAGCGUUUGAGCAAUAAAACAGAAUUUUCUUCUCUGAAACCUUAAGAGUGAAUAUCAGUAUCCGGGCCUACUGCAUGUGUUUACUUCCUAUAUAAACCAAUCCUUUUCACUUUUGACCCUUACUUAACCAUGGGAAUUUUUUUUUCUUAGUUUUUGUGUACUUUCAUAUAGGGUUUUAAUCCAUACCAUAACAUGCUCUAUUCAUGCUACAUCCAUCCAAUAGAAAGCUCAAUAUUAAAAAAAGUAUAUUUUGUCAUUAACAUUGCAUCAUUAAACAAUAUGGGGAACAUAUAUAAGUAUUGUUGUGAAUUUACAAAACAACUAAUAAACAUUAAAGAAAUCACAACACUACAGAUAAUGCUCAUGUCAGGCGUGUAUGCCUGAGUUUUAUUCAGCCAUAAUCAUUGCUAUGCUCAAUGAAACAACCAAACAUGUUUCAGCUGGGUCUACUGCCAUCAUCAGUGUGGAGACUGCCCACAGACAGUCUUAUUUAUGAGAGAAUUUGUGAAACGUAGCACUAGAUGCGAUUCAAACCAUAAUAACCAAUAAGAAAAAAGAAUUGAAUCAAAAUUGACAUGGUAUAGUUGGUUUUUAAGUGAGAGCUGUUUCUAUUGUAUGUGUAAUGCCUCCUUGAUUUUCAGUUGGUAUUUGAAGGGGCAGAGUCAAGUAUUUGGAAACAGCCUACAUUUGGUAGAACUAUUGAGUGUUUAUAUUGUGAGAGGUGCUAUCCACUGCCAAGUGCUCGCACAUGCAUGUUUCGAAAUGUUGACUGGUUUCUCCGAUAUAUAAGAGCUUUACAGCCUGUACACUUAGAUUUAUACACCACACACGCAGGGAUACUGGCAGGAGCAGAGUCAUUAACAUUUAACAUAUUUUUAAUUUUAAAUGAAGAGAAUACUAGCCUAAAUUCAGAAUAUUUACAAAAUUGCUUAGAGAGCUAUCUAAUCUUACAGGAAACAA